CUAUCUGUCGUUGAAAUUUUUGUGUCAAGUUAACUAUAUAAAAUUGGGAGAGGUACUUUCCACGAUGCAAAUGUAUUACAAGCUUAAACAGAAUGAAGUGUACUGCUAAGAAGUGCUGCUGCUGUGAUCUAAGAUGGGGAGCCCUUACUAUCGCUAUUAUAGACAUGAUUAUGGCGGCUGCAGUUGUUUUAGAAACUAAGUAUUUGACCUAUUAUCAAGGCUGGUGGAUUGAAGAUCGUAAUGAUCCAGAUAACAUUGGGAAGUUUGAAAGCAACUACUACCCUUCCACCUACUAUGCUUGGAUGGUCACUUUUGUUAUCCACUUUGCCCAUUUAGUCGCCUGUGUUUUGGUUAUUCUUUCAGUUUGGGUGCAAUUAAAGAAAUUGGUCAUUGCGUAUUUAAUAAUUGGUUCCGUACGCAUAUUAUAUGACCUCGUAUUUUUGAUUUAUGUUUGCGUAGAAGUUGGCGCUGUAGUAGUGACCUUGCUGCUUAUCUUGGGUGGUUUCGGUGUAGCGAUCUACUUCUGGUUCGUAGCAUAUUCAUGGUUCAAGAUGCUCGGAGGUUCGACUCGAGCCGAUUAACCGGAUUAUCCUUACCCAAGUCGCCUUGAAUGGCAUGGUUAAAUAAAAUUUAAACAUUUGGUUUUCUUGUUGGCUUCAAAAUUAAAAGUAUUCGAAAUAAAUUCUAAACUCAAAAUUCAAAA
This is a messenger RNA of Drosophila takahashii, 703 nucleotides long. RefSeq lists its product as uncharacterized. The record is from RefSeq and is a predicted model, not a curated record. Lineage: Eukaryota; Metazoa; Arthropoda; Insecta; Diptera; Drosophilidae.